AUGCUGAUCUGCAUUCUGGGGCUAGUUGUCCUGGCGGAGUUUCCUCAGCUCAAGUUGACGGAGAGUUCGGGCGCGCGUACUGACCUCCACGACAACAGAAACGAAAACCUAAGGGGUGGUGGGACAAAAGGGGUCAAGCUCCCAGGAGGCGGGAUCAAGCUCCCAGGAGGCGGGAUCAAGCUCCCAGGAGGCGGGAUCAAGCUCCCAGGAGGCGGGAUCAAGACAGAGGUUUUGAGUUCGGAAUUUACAAGGAGUUCCGAGUCGGUGAAGCGGAACCAGUGGCAGGUGGAGUUGGAGGGAAGUUGCGAGGAUGACGCCUGUGUGCGUAUGAGUUCAGAUAUCGCGACGAUCUCGAGUUGUCUCUCGACGCUGUGCGCGCGCUGUUCUUAUCAUGCUGUGGACACCUUCGACGUCACACCGGCUGAGACCGUCUGUGGGCUUCCCCUCCUCCCCGCCAGUGCCCCGUGGCUCCUCAAAAUGGAGCCGCCCAGCUCCUGGACCCUGCGGAAUAUCACCGUCGAACUCACGGCUGAUGUCAACCAAGUCACUCGGAAUGGCAACAGGAGCCGGGACGGAAGUCGAAGGCGAAAGCGUGGCUGGGAAGGGAAUGGGAGCCAAGAUCUGAUCGAGGCACAAGGAGCCGCGUCCUGCCCCCAGACCAUCCGAUUCUACGCGAUGACGCCGUUGCAAAAUGAAGCCGACCGCUCGGCGCAGGUCGCUGGUUCGAAACCGGUCGGGCGCUCAAGGGACGGAAUUCAAUUUCCGGCCACAGAUUCCGUUGCAGGUCUUGACGCGCGGAUUCUACACGAGGUCUGCAGCAAACAGGUUUUGCCUGACUCCAGCGUUGCUGCCCUGCUCGAACUCUCCAUGACGCAGGUUGAGAUUGAGAACGAGACCGAUGACAAGAUCGAUGACAAGAUCGAUGACAAGAUCGAUGAUGAGAUCGAUGAUGAGACCGAUGAUGAGACCGAUGAUGAGACCGAUGAUGAGACCUCACAACUGUUCACCUCCAACGGACGCUAUUACGCUCCACAGUAUCUCAUUGCCCUAGGGGACCCCGUCCUCUGCGCUAACUUGCACUGGCACAAGCAGAGCAUGCUUCUACUCGACGACAACCAUCUCCAGCACGAUGAUGCUGGACUUCGUGUUUUUUCUACACUGUUCAGCGGGUUAUUAUUCUUGUUGUAA
Messenger RNA from Gregarina niphandrodes, 1188 nucleotides. RefSeq lists its product as hypothetical. The transcript has a single exon. Bases 1 to 1188 code for a protein of 395 amino acids. The record is from RefSeq and is a predicted model, not a curated record. Lineage: Eukaryota; Apicomplexa; Conoidasida; Eugregarinorida; Gregarinidae.